UCUUGAAAAUAUAUAUAUUCAUUCUUAUGGACAGUUUACAUCAUCACGCUAGUAUGGCCAAUCAGUCUCCUAUGCAACAUGGUCACGACGGUCAUGAUAUGCCUAUGCCUGACAUGCCCAUGUGCAGUAUGAAUAUGAUCUUCAAUUGGCAAAUAGAAAACGUAUGUGUAGUAUUUGAAUCAUGGCACAUUUAUACUUGGGUUGGAAUGUUGGUUUCUUGCUUUGUUAUCUUUAGUAUUGCUGCUGGUUACGAAUACCUUCGUGCAUGGACCGCCAAUUUGGAUCGUGAAGUGACCUUGGCUGACGUUAAGCGUCAACGUGAUUCUGUUGGUAACAAUGUAAGCUCCAGUGGAAGAAAUGGUGAAUCUGAUACUUUAUUGGGUCAUCAUUUGGAAACAUCAAGUUUACGAAAAAGGCAUCGAGUGAUUCGAUCGGUCAUGUAUGCUAUCUUGAUGGGAAUCAGUUUUUGGUUGAUGUUGGUCUUUAUGACUUACAAUGGUUAUCUAAUGAUUGCUAUCAUUCUUGGUGCUGGUGUUGGUCAUUACAUUUUUGGACAAGGCAAUCUUCCAGCCGCUCGUAGUAUCUCCUGUCAUUGAUCUCUCUGUGUUAUGUGGAAACAAUAUCCCUACAUUUCCAUCUCUCUCUUUCUUUCUUUUUCCUUCUUUUUUUUUUUUUUUUUUGAACCACUACUUGAUCAUCCAUAUCACUAGUCUAUUCCUCAUAUAUUUUUAUCCUUAUUUAUUUGACCUAAAUUAUUUUUUUUUUUGAAUACUUUUUAUAUCUAUUUGAAAUUGGAUAUUAAAUUGACUCUUUUUCUUC
Halteromyces radiatus is the source of this 819-nucleotide messenger RNA. Its product is annotated as Ctr copper transporter family-domain-containing protein. Gene Ontology annotation, cellular component: membrane. Lineage: Eukaryota; Fungi; Mucoromycota; Mucoromycetes; Mucorales; Cunninghamellaceae. Bases 27 to 596 code for a protein of 189 amino acids. Gene Ontology annotation, biological process: copper ion transmembrane transport. The record is from RefSeq and is a predicted model, not a curated record. Gene Ontology annotation, molecular function: copper ion transmembrane transporter activity. The transcript is spliced from 3 exons.